AUGCGUUUCUCAUCCAUCACUGCCCUUGUGGCACUGGCUACUGCAGCUAUCGCUGCUCCAACCAACACCGAGCGUCAUGUUCUCCAUGAACGUCGCUCAGUGUCGGAGAACUGGGUGAAGGGUGAUCGUGUGCACAGCCAAGUCAAGCUGCCAAUGCGUAUCGGUCUCACCCAGAACAACCUGCACAGGGGUCAUGAUAUGCUGUUGGAAGUAUCUGACCCCGAGUCCGAGUCGUACGGAAAGUACUACUCUGCUGAAGAGGUGCACGAUCUCUUCGCACCGUCCAAAGACAGCGUCGAUGCGGUUCGCAGCUGGUUGCACAAGGCUGGCAUUGAGGCCGAGAGAAUCUCGCAGUCUGUGAACAAGCAAUGGAUGCAAUUGGAUCUCAGCGCUUCGGAAGCGGAAUCACUGCUUCAAACUAAGUACCACUUCUUUGAACACGCACCAACUGGAAAGACUACCAUCGGUUGCGACGAAUAUCACGUCCACCAGGAUGUCAAGAGACACAUCGACUACAUCACCCCUGGUAUCAAGCUUCAUGCUACACGAAGCCCAGCGCCUGCUUCUGGCGAGCUCGAGAAGCGUACAUUCGGUUAUGGCAAGACUGGGUCUUUGCCACCACUCCUGAAGGACCUGCCCGACACGAUCCAGAACCUCCUCGCCCUUCCUCUCUUACAACUUUGUGACAUUGCCAUCACACCCGAGUGUAUCAACGCAAUGUACAACAUCACCAAGGCAACUUCUGCGCAGCCUGGUAAUGAGUUGGGUAUCUUUGAGGAUCUGGGAGACUACUACUCUCAAACCGACCUGGACCUCUUCUACCUCACCCUGCAACAGCGCAUUCCUAUUGGCACUGGACCGACCCUCAAGGGUAUUGACGGUGGCAAGGCACCUGUCAAUGUUGCCCAAGCUGGACCUGAGUCCGAUCUUGACUUCCAGAUCGCCUACCCUCUCAUCUAUCCCCAGAAGACUGUCCUUUUCCAGACUGACGACGCGGUCUACGAGGCCAACUACACCUAUGAGGGGUUCCUCAACAACUUCUUGGACGCCAUUGAUGGAUCGUACUGCACGUACUCUGCAUUCGGCGAGACUGGCAACAGCCCGUUGGAUCCCUCAUACCCGAAUCCUGCUCCAGGCGGCUACAAAGGCCAGUUGCAGUGCGGAGUUUACAAGCCAACCAACGUCAUCAGCAUCUCUUAUGGUGGUCAAGAGGCCGACCUCCCCGCUUCUUAUCAACAGAGACAGUGCAGCGAGUUCAUGAAACUCGGCAUGCAGGGUAUCUCCAUCCUCGUAGCUUCCGGUGACUCUGGUGUCGCAGGACCUGCUGGCGACAACAGUGACAAUGGCUGCCUGAACGGCGGCAAGGUCUUUAGCCCCGAUUUCCCGGCCUCCUGCCCAUACCUCACCACGGUUGGAGCUACAGUACUCACCGGAAACGUGAAGAAGGAUGAGGAGAGGGCCGUCCAGCGAUUCCCCAGCGGAGGAGGGUUCUCCAACAUCUACCCAAUCCCAUCUUACCAGUCCGCUGCCGUCGCCAACUACUUCGCGACAUCUCCUCCACCCUACCCUUCAUACUCCGGCAGCAGCUACGGCAACGGAGUUUACAACAGAACUGGAAGAGGAUACCCCGAUGUCUCCGCCGUCGGCGACAACAUUGUCAUUUUCAACAAGGGAGCACCUACUCUCAUUGGAGGCACCAGCGCUUCCGCUCCCGCAUUCGCCGCUAUCCUCACCCGCAUCAACGACGAGAGGCUCAAGGCAGGCAAGUCGACUAUUGGCUUCGUAAACCCAACUCUCUACAAGAACCCUCAGGUGCUCCACGACAUUACCGUUGGAAGCAACCCAGGUUGUGGCACGGAUGGUUUCGCCGUCUCCAAGGGCUGGGACCCUGUCACUGGACUUGGCACGCCUAACUACCCUGCCAUGUUGAAGCUUUUCAUGUCGCAGUAA
Ramularia collo-cygni is the source of this 1950-nucleotide messenger RNA. RefSeq names its product probable Tripeptidyl-peptidase sed1. The record is from RefSeq and is a predicted model, not a curated record. The transcript has 8 exons. Bases 1 to 1950 code for a protein of 649 amino acids. NCBI's taxonomy places the organism in Eukaryota, Fungi, Ascomycota, Dothideomycetes, Mycosphaerellales, Mycosphaerellaceae. Gene Ontology annotation, molecular function: serine-type endopeptidase activity; tripeptidyl-peptidase activity. Gene Ontology annotation, biological process: proteolysis.